This is a messenger RNA of Hemibagrus wyckioides, 2939 nucleotides long. RefSeq names its product ran-binding protein 3-like. Gene Ontology annotation, molecular function: GTPase activator activity. The transcript is spliced from 14 exons. Gene Ontology annotation, cellular component: nuclear pore; cytoplasm. NCBI's taxonomy places the organism in Eukaryota, Metazoa, Chordata, Actinopteri, Siluriformes, Bagridae. Gene Ontology annotation, biological process: protein export from nucleus. The record is from RefSeq and is a predicted model, not a curated record. Bases 206 to 1606 code for a protein of 466 amino acids.
AGAAUUCAUUCACACUGUGGCUCACGAUCUGUGCCGAUGUUCUGUCAUUACUGUUGGAAAAAGGAGGAGGUGGAUUAACCUGUCUGUGUUCAUCUCCGAUAUUUGCGAAAGAACCCUUUCCAGCUUGAUUAUUGUUACUGGUACAAACGUUCAAGUGUCUAGAGCGGGCGCGCGUGAACUUGUAACCGCGCUGUCACGGAAGGUUAUGAGAGGGUUUCCUCAUGCAGAGUGUCCGGGGAUCAUGUCUCUGUCUGCGGACUGCUCGGCACACGCACGUUCGCCCUCCGACGGCGCGCGAGGAAGCCCGAUAUCGACCGUCGCGCGAUGUCUCCAACCGGACACUGCGCACGCGCCGCCAAAGGACAAACCCGUACUUGCUGCUCCGAUGUUCGUCUUUCAGAGGAUGACAUCUACAGUGAAGAGGACAGCAGAAGAAGACGGGAAUGGAGCCUGUGUGAACAAACGCAUCCGAUUGCUCACCUAUCCUUCUUUGAUCAGUCGGAACAGAAAGGAACCCUGUGGCUUUAGCAAGCGUGUGCGUUCAAGUUCUGUUUCCUUCUCACCACCUUUACAGGUCCCAAGAUCAAAUGUGUUUGUGCCGUCCACCUUGCACAACCCGAACCAAGUCUCUUCCUCUGCACCAUCUCUACGGAGCAAGGUGAAGAACACACUGUUAAGGCCGGCUUCCCUGGUGGCACCUGAGCCAUGGAGCAGCCACAAUGUGCCUUGUAUUAAACAGGUCGGCCUUAAUGCAGAUGGAAACCUCUCCAGGGUUACGAUUGAGCUCCCAUCCUCAGCCAGUGCCCUGGAAGAGCGGAUGUCACCACAAAUGAGCAGAAAUCUCUCACAGACUAAUACCUCUGUCUCUGAAAGCGCCAGGUUUGUGUUUGGGGAGAAUAUGAGUGAGAGGGUGCUGAGUCCACCUUGUAGUGAGGACAAGUCUGAAACGGACUGCAGCUCAAGUGACUCCGAUUCCUCCUGCACAGAAGACACAGACACAGUGACUGUGCAAAACACACUGUGGGAAUCUGCUGCUGCCCACACGGCUGCCUGCAGGAGACGUUGUCUGCUCAAACAAGUGCAGAUCUUCACCGGAGAGGAGAAUGAGAGCAACGUCGUCCAGCUGACGUGCAAACUGUUCGUUUUGGAGAAGGGAACCCAGUCGUGGAGUGAGAGAGGGCGAGGGGUCUUACGACUAAAUGACUUGCAGACUAAAUAUAAAGGAUGUUUGCAGUCAAGGAUGGUGAUGAGGCACCAGGGCAGUCUGAAACUGAUCCUGAACACUAAGUUGUACCCGCACACACACCUGCGGCGCCCGGCACGGAGGAACCUACAGGUGACAGCCACUGACCUGGAGACCCACAGUGUACGUGUGUUCCUGGUCCAGGCCAGUGCCCGAGACAUUGCCCGCCUCUAUGUGGCUAUUCAUCACAGACUGGUGGCCCUUCGCUGCAGUACUGCCAUGUUCAGGGACCGAGAUGGACACUGCAGCAGCGAGGAGGACAACGACGAGGAGGAGAAGACUAAUGAGGAGGCGGUCUUAAUCACACACACCAGAUCUGGGGAUUGUAAUUGGAGGAACAGUCAUUCCAGACUCCAUCCGUGAACGUCCCACUCAACCUUGUGCCUGACAAAGAUUUCCAUCAUGCUUCUAAUCUCAGCCAUUUUGUGAAUAUCCACGUCUUCUGAAUUUCAACAGUAUGGAGGCUUUUAUUUUGUGUAGCUGCCUGCGAAAUUUCUGAACAGUAUUAAACUCUGCUUUUUCACCAAGAACAUUUUUUAUCAGGUUGGAGACACUGAUUCAUGCAUCAUUGCUGCAAUAUACAUUUUUUUAACUUAUUAUUUCUACUAGAGCAGUAGAGUCCAUCUGUGGUCCUUUUUUAGGCAUAGGCCUACACCAUUGUGGUGCUCCAGUACACUUGAAUCAACCUGUGAUCAACUCAAUUUAGGAUCAGGUUUCAAAAAAAAUCAUACAGGACCCAAUUUGAGCUCUUUUAUGAGGGAUUGAGAUUAAAUGAGGGUUUAUAAUGAGCUGAUUGUAAAUGUUCUUAGUUGUAACUUUACAUUCACACUAUACAUUCACAAUCCCAGAGACUCUUCCAGAUAACUGUGAAACUGUGACGUCUGCCGGAUCUGGGUUAUGAUAUUUCUAUGCAAACUUUAAAACUCAAAUUCAGAGAGAAUGUAAAAUGGGCCAAUCUUGGGACUACUGUCUUCUUUUAUUUAUUCUCUGAUAUCUUCCAUAGCACUUUGUCAGAAAGGGGUUAAAUUGAGCUACAAUUUCUGGUAGUGAACUCAGGCCUACUACAGGCCCUUUCAGUCUCUGUCUGUGCCAAUUAUUUAUAAUGUGACUGGCAGAUCUCUUUGCUCUAUUAACAAGGGGUUUCCAUUUCCGUUCUACCUCAUGAACAGUAGUGUAUACCUGAUCUCAUCUUCUGCACUGUUUUGGUCCUAAGAAGAGCUGAUUGUGUUAGGAAAAGCUUAUUACCUGAAACCAUUGUUUGUUUUAUUCUCUACUCCAGCUCUGAAGGUUUAAAGAAUGAAUUCAGAUAGUGUCUACAGCCACAUUUCUGUCUGUGAAUUGCAGUUUUAUCGGGGAAAAAAACUGCAAAAAAACUUAUUUGCCACCUAUUAUACUUUAAGAGCUAAAAUAUUUAGAAGAGGAUUUCACUGAAGAGUUGUGUAUAUUUUUAUAUGUAUUUAAUGGAUUAAAUACCUAAUUUUAAGUACAUCUAAGGCCGUGUCUCUUUUUAUGAAAUCACAUUUAGGAUUGUUUCUAAUGGGUCACAUAGAAUUUAUAGCAUUUAUUUCCCACACCACCACAUCCUGAAAUCGUUUAUUUCUCUUGUACCACAGUGAUUUUCCAGCAGGCACAAUAUUUUUUUAUUAAAGAACAAUAAUUUCUUGUCAGAAAACUUACCAUUAUGCAGCACAAACAC